Messenger RNA from Linnemannia hyalina, 1416 nucleotides. NCBI's taxonomy places the organism in Eukaryota, Fungi, Mortierellomycota, Mortierellomycetes, Mortierellales, Mortierellaceae. The record is from the annotation of a GenBank genome assembly.
AUGGCCGGACACUUAAGCAGAACUGACAAGGGGCUGCUCAAGACGUAUUGGGAGAGCAAGGAAGAUGAAGAGCAUGAGAAAGCGAUGACCAGUAUGACCCGCAAGCGCGCGCUUGACAUUCGCAAAGAGAAUCUAAGGCAGCACAACAUUGAUUCUCGACAGAUGACACAGGAACUGGAAACGCUGCACCAUAUCGACGGGCCACUGAAUCCAUUCCUGACCCAUGGUGCCGCCAGCAGCAACCGGUUAUCAGACUCCAGUAGCAAGGCCACGGAUGCAACCAAUCAGGACGUCCACAGCAAGGGUGAUGACAGGGACAAUGAGGCCGACUCGGAUUCAAGCUACCAGCUGUCCAGCACCAACUCUGCAGACACUACUCCCAAGGCAAACCGCAAGAAGGAUUGGAUAUGUUUUUACCCUCUAGGCGUGGGAAGGCUUGACUAUCCAGCAGCGUUUCGUGGUCCAAUGUUUGCGAGUGAGCGAGACGUUGCAGAACUUUUGUGGAACUUGCGGCAGGUUGUGGUAGACAAAUUGGCUAACCAGGAAGAUAUCGAUAACGCUAACCAAUGUCCGACGCUGGAUCGUCCUCACGAGUACCUUGUGCUCAACCACAUCUACUUGAUCGAACGCGACGACAACUAUAGCUCCCUCCACGCAUGUCUUGGCCAUGACCUUUGGCGUGCAAUGCAAGCACCAGCGCUGGAGAAGCUUAUCGAUGAUCAGUCUGUGACGGCAUUGGUCGAUUUUUCGUUUCGAGUGGCUUCUAUCGGCUAUCAAGAAGGACGGGAGCUGGUUCGACAGUGGCAAGGAGAUCAAGCUGUCGGUGAUACUCUGUGGUCCUUGUUCAUGACCAACAUUCUGUGGGAUACUUCGAUGGACGACGAUAACGAAGUGGGGCUAACCAAGAAGAAGAAUGACCCGUUCUUGCAGGCGUUAGCACGCGAUGGAAAUGGCGCCAGACCUGAUUUCUUUUCGGGCUUCAAGUCUCAUGGCAAGAUGUCGUAUCUGAUGAUGAUUGAAAUCAAGAAGAAGGCACAAGGAGAUACAGUCAUACUAACAGACAUGGAGAAGCUCGCACUGGAGAUGAAAGAUUGCAUUGACGCUAUGACUCGCGACCGCGUCGACAUUGUCGGCAUCAAAGUCUAUGGCUAUACCAUUGUCGGUCAUGAGAUUGCGCUGUAUUCGAUGUCGUUGGAGGCUCCGGGCAUGUACAUGAUGCGCGAGUUGGGCAAGGCCUAUCUUCCACGGAAUCAUCAUGAUUUGGCUGUACUUCCAAACACCAUCAACCUUUUCCUGAACCUCCAGCGAGGCCUCAAGGAAUCGGCUCGCUUGUGUGGGCAGCCCUUGCUCGAUCAACCUUACACUGGCAUCUGCGAGACACUGGGCACGCCUAUGAAACGCCGCGUCGCCAAGUGA